AUGUCAGUUUCAGCUCUAUUGCUGGCAGUUCGAGACAAUACGCUUACGGGCCAUCAGCUCCUAUUCAGCUAUCCUGCAGUACCAGAACGUAAAAAUGCUCCUAGGUCUCGUCCUCGAGCAGCAUCAACAUCAACUGGAAAAGCAAACAACAGAAACAACCAUAAGAGUAACAAGCGUAGUAACGAAGAUGAAGGAAUAUUAGGAUUUGAUGUUGAUUUCCUGUCAUCAGUACUCUCUCCCAAGGCUUCGUUAUGUGAUGCCAAGUUGGAGAUAUCUGUGGACAUGGUGACUUUUGUAGCUCAAUCUACGUUAUUGACUAGUGGUGGUGUCUCGCAUGAGUCUUCAUCAAACAUCAACCAAGAUGAUGUAUCCGCAGCAUCAGUAUCAGAUGGUGAAGCAUCACCCAACGAAACUAGGCUGACAAUGUUCACCUUGGCCUUUGCUAUGGAAGCAGACGAUCCUAUGUCAUUCGGACGACAAGUUGCUGCUGCCCAUCGAGUCAUAUCCAAAGUCGCAAUGGCAUUAAAGGAAGAACAACUCAAGAAUGAUUACGUAUUGCAUGAAAUGGAAAUCAUUCUUGGGAUACGUGAGACGUUUGAUGAUAAUCCCGAAGAACAAGUUAAAGAAAUGAUUAAAAAGAGCUCCUUGGCUAAAGCUCUCGCUGAUGUAUAUACCUCCUACACGUCAUCAGACGCAUCAUCAUAUCCACCACAGGGUCUAAGACCAUAUCAUGCUCUACUAUUAUUACAUGAUCCCGAAGAGAUAUUAGCAGAUCUCCCACCACCAGGAGUAUUGCAAAGUCUCUAUCCACGUGAACUCGCAAAUCUAAUACCACUCGUUACACCAACACAAUCAUUUGCUGAAUUAUCUGACAAGUCAAGAUAUAGUAUGGAAGUGCUGUAUUUGCUAGCUGGGCAUUUGAUAUUUUGGAGGAAGGCUAGGAUUAUUGAUGCGAUUAAUUUGAAGAAUAUCUAUGUGUUAUCGAGUCAAGCGGGAAUGGACGCAAAUCUGUUUAAAGAAAGUAGAGCCCGUUUCCCUAGAUUGGAUGUCCUCAAAUUCUUAAGUGAUUUAUCCUUCCCCCGACCAUUAUCUCAGGUCGUACCUGCCAAGGAACAGCAAGCUAUGCAUUUAGAGUUAGUAACUUACCUGUUGAGGCGAGGGCUGUUACGUCAGCUACACCUAUAUCUGAAUCUGCUUCCAAGCAGUCAGGAUAUUAAUCGCUCCGAUUAUGCUAGGAUGAUUGCCCGUACACUACGACCAUCCUUCAUCCCAAUGUUUGAGCAACUAGUUCAUUACAUGGAUGGGAAGCAUCACUUGGAAGAGGUCGUGUUUCUGGAGAGUCUGUCUCGACGGGAUAUCAAGAAAUUCCUAGCGGCAGUCCCCGAAGUCAUCACCAUAUUGCACUAG
Messenger RNA from Synchytrium microbalum, 1407 nucleotides. RefSeq lists its product as uncharacterized. The transcript has 6 exons. The coding region runs from base 1 to 1407 and encodes 468 amino acids. NCBI's taxonomy places the organism in Eukaryota, Fungi, Chytridiomycota, Chytridiomycetes, Synchytriales, Synchytriaceae. Gene Ontology annotation, biological process: positive regulation of autophagy; cellular response to amino acid starvation; negative regulation of TORC1 signaling. The record is from RefSeq and is a predicted model, not a curated record. Gene Ontology annotation, cellular component: GATOR1 complex.